Molecule: messenger RNA, 1983 nt
Organism: Venustampulla echinocandica
Lineage: Eukaryota; Fungi; Ascomycota; Leotiomycetes; Helotiales; Pleuroascaceae
Exons: 3
Coding region: 1-1983 (660 amino acids)
Biological process (GO): GPI anchor biosynthetic process
Cellular component (GO): endoplasmic reticulum
Source: RefSeq, a predicted model, not a curated record
AUGGCAUCGACAUCGGCAUAUCAUAGCGCAUCGCGCUCAACACGCGACCAUUUCAUCGAGCCCCCUUCGCUCCUAUCGCGCAUCAUCAUGGCCCUCCCUUCUGGGCUCUCAGUCCAGAUCCAGCGGUUAUGGGAUCGCAAUUUCCAGUCUGCUUAUACGGUAUCGACACGCCAGUCUCGCAUAUCGCGGCCCCUACGACGGUGGUAUUGGCCGCGCAGUUUGCUGAAUCUUCCGCAUUUGCUGGUAGCUGUCUGGUUUUUGACGCUGCUAUGGGGCGAAAGAUGGGUAUUUCAGAGCAGUAUCGAGGCGUGUGACUGGAGGAAGUGGGAGAGAUGGCUAAUCGAUCCGCAUUCGUAUCCCGGCCGGCCAUGGCCGCUGGACACCUUCACGAUUUUACAUACGGAUAAUUACCUCAAGCGGAGUUAUAUCUCGCUACAGAAGAAGUUGCAUCCAGAUACCAUUUUCUUCUUGGGGGAUCUGUUCGACGGGGGCAGAGAAUGGAAGACUGCGAAGGGAAAUACAAAGGAUGCAGAUUGGGCGAAUGGCCUACGACCUUCCGGAGAGCAGGCCUUUGUUGAAACAUGGGGAAAGCGAUACGGAGAAGAUUUCUGGUUGCACGAGUACGGGAGGUUUGGGAAUAUCUUCUUGAAGUACUGGAACCUGGGAGGGGAUAAGCCUGGGCCGGGCCAGCCUGCGAGAAGGAUUAUCGCGAGUUUACCGGGGAACCAUGAUCUAGGGUUUGGGGAUCAAAUCAAAAUCCCCAUCCGGAAUCGAUUCGAGGUGUAUUUUGGCGAGGGAAACAGAGUCGAUGUUAUUGCCAACCACACAUUUGUUUCUGUGGACUCGGUAUCUCUGAGUGCUGGAGAGUCGGAGCACGAUACUACGGAGAUCACCAAACCAGUGGAGAAAUUUCUUUCAGAAGUCCAAGUCACUAAACGGAAAGCCGUUGCAAGGGAACUGGAUCGGCAAGCUGGCCAUGAAAGAACGCUACAAUACAAGCACAAGGUGGAGGAACCGGACGCAGUCGACUAUAAGAAAUUGCGGACCCUCGAUCCUGGCCCAAAUGGCGCCGACUUCCCCACGAUUCUCCUCACACACGUCCCCCUUUAUCGAAGCCCAGGAACCCCGUGUGGCCCACAGAGAGAGCAUUGGCCGCCCACAACGCCGCCAAAAGGCCAAACCAGUCCUGUCAAUCCAGAUGAGAGAAAUGCCAUCUCCAUCUCCAAGGGCUACCAAUACCAAAACGUUCUGAGCGAAGCCGACUCGGUGAGGGUAAUAUCCGCUAUCGGCAACGUAGGAUCCGUAUUUUCUGGCGACGACCAUGAUUAUUGCGAGAUCGUGCACCCAGAAAAUAAGAACCAUGCCCGGGAAAUCACCGUCAAAAGUAUGAACUGGGCCAUGGGCAUCCGUAAACCAGGAUUCGUCAUGCUCAGCAUGUGGAACCCCGUAGGACCUGAUGGACGGCCUCUACACUCAUCACCGUCGGGCCACGGAUCUGCAGCAACAACAACAGAAAGCCACCUCUGUCUCCUCCCCGACCAAUUGGGGAUACUCAUCCGCUACGUAUAUCUAAUCGUCAUUUCGCUCCUCGCCCUCACCAUCCGCGCAAUCCUCACCCCAAUGUUCAAACUUACCCCCUUCUCCGCCCACCGAGUCCCCUCUGAAGAUAUGUCCCUCCUCCCCACAACCGCCAAAGACUCCAAACGCCGCGAAGCCCAAGACCGAGACGGUGAUCACGACCCCUACCGCUCGUCCAACUCCUCGACCUCCUCAACAGCCUCCACCACCCUCGCUCCCCGUACCGUCACUCGAACAAGGAGUUUCGUUUCGCGACCCCACCCCUCCUCAACCAAGCAAACAGCUAUGGCAAUUCAAAUGGAGGAGCCAAACUCGAUGACGACUACUUCUCAUACAGCGGCCGCAAAAGCACAGCAUAUGACGAAGUUGGCUUCGGAAAGACUAGGAAACCAGAUACAGUUCUAA